GAGGGAGGUAGGCAUCGUGGCAGGCUGCAGCGGCGGCAUGGCUUCGUCUCGCGGGAGAAGUAGUGACCUGCGCUUCGCCGACUGGAUGUCGAGUCUCCCGCAGAGCAUGCACAGCAUCCCGCUCACCAACUUGGCCAUCCCCGGUUCCCAUGACUCCUUCAGCUUCUACAUCGACGAAGCGUCUCCCGUGGGCCCCGAGCAGCCGGAGACGGUGCAAAACUUCGUGUCGGUUUUCGGCACGGUGGCCAAGAAACUGAUGCGAAAGUGGUUAGCCACACAGACCAUGAACUUCAAUAGCCAGCUGGAGGCCGGCAUCCGCUUCUUUGACCUGCGCAUCUCCACCAAACCCAGAGACCCUGACAACGAGCUCUUCUUUGCCCAUGGACUCUUCAGUGCCACGGUGAGAGAAGGUCUGGAGCAGAUCAGCAGCUUCUUGUCGGCACACGCUAGAGAAGUGGUGUUCCUGGACUUCAACCACUUCUAUGGCGUGCAAAACCUGCACCACGAGAAGCUGGUGACCAUGUUGAAGGACAUUUUUGGAGACAAGCUCUGCCCGGUCGUCUUUGCCCAGGAGGUGAGUCUGCAGUAUCUCUGGGAGAAGGAGUACCAGGUGCUGGUCUUUUACCACCACCCCAUGGCCCUGGAGGUGCCCUUCCUUUGGCCCGGCCAGAUGAUGCCUGCCCCCUGGGCCAACACCACCGACCCGGAGAAGCUGGUUCAGUUUCUCCAGGCCUCUGUCACUGACCGCAGGAGGAAGGGGACCUUCUUUGUGUCCCAGGUGGUCCUCACACCCAAGGCCAGCACAGUGAUGAAGGGCGUGGCUAGUGGACUGCGAGAGACAAUCACAGAAAGGGCAUUGCCGGGAAUGAUGCAGUGGAUCCGGUCGCAGAGACCCGGCGAGAGCGGCAUCAACAUCAUCACCGCCGACUUUGUGGAGCUGGGCGAGUUCAUCAGCGCCGUCAUCACGCUCAACUACCACAUGGACGACGAAGACGACGCCACCUGAGAGCUGUCAGUGGGGUCGCCGGGGAGCACGGUCGCCCUCCCACCCCCCAGCUGCCGGGGGCGAGGGGGGGCUUGGUCUGUGCUCUGCCUUUUUUCUCCUUGGCGUUUGUUUCAGAGGCGAUGUGCUGCUCCUUUCACUUUAUUUAGGGCUAUAGUGAAAUGGUGAAUGAUGACACGCAGAUGAGGUUGAGAGAAGAAUCGUUCCGAUGGUGAGUUAGAUGGAGUACGAUGAAAAUGUCAGCCUACUAAUUUGGGGACGAAAAUGUCUCCCCUUUUUAAGUGAGGUGUAACAACCGUGCUGUAAAAAUAACUGCUUUCACCAUACAAGUGUAAGGCUUUUUAUAUUUGUUCCUCAUAAUGCAUUUCCGCUCACCAUAUUCUUACGUGAUUCUUAUCUCAAAGGUCGUCUGUGAAAUAGUUUAAAUGGAAGCCGGUGUCAGAAGGGAGCCAAACCAAGUCCAGUCCAGGUUUUUCUCCUUUUGAAGUUUUAGCAGGUUUAUUCAACACAUUGAAGCCCAUUGAUGUUUGUGCGCCAAAUUAGUCAAUUAAAACAGUCAAUUCAACAUUUUCUUUUAACUAAUAGUAAUUUCACUUAUUUUUUAAAUGUAUCUAAUUAUUUUAACAUUGUUUUCCAUGAUUUAUUUAUUUGUAAGUCAUUAAUUUGCUGUUUUGUUGGGGUAGGAGUGGUUACCCCCACCCACACACACGCACACCUUUAUCAUUGGGAGGAUGGGGGAAAACACAAUUAAAUAACCAGAUGAGUUUUUCAUUUUUAAUGUUUUAAUUUAGUUUUAUUAUUUAUGUACAACAUUGAUUUAAACCCACCAUUGGGUCCCAUUGCAAGUAUGCAGCAAAAUCUCUAUAGUAAUCAAUUAAACAAACUUUCACUUUUUAAAAUGUCCCCAAAAAAUGGAAAACCUCAACAUAACAAAUGAAACAAGAUUUCACAUAUUUAAAAAAGUCUUUUAUUAGUUUUUUAAUGUAUGCAUUUAUUUAUUAAUUUGGUGGUGUUGUAUUUAUUGAUGACCAACCUCAUACCACGGAGAGAAUGUGGGAGGUGAUGGUGGCGGGUGACAAUUAAUCAAUAAGAUUACAAAGCUCUUAAAACAUUUCUUAUACAUUUUUAAUAUAUAUAUAUUUUUUAGAAUAUUUGUUGAUUGAUUUAAACCCAUCUUUUACCACUGAGAGAAUGUGGGAAAAAUCUCCAAAUUAGCAAAUAAAACAGGAUUACACUUUUAAAAAAAAAUAUUUUACUUUUUAAAUUAUUUUUUUUAAAAUAUGUAUUUAUUGAUGAAACCACGAUACCAUCGAGAGCAUGUGGCAAAAAAAACUAUUAAACUACAAGACUACACACCUUACACAACAAAAUGUUACAUUUAUAUUUAGUAUUUAUUGUUAUUUAUUGAUUCUGACCCAUCUGGUACCGCAAUAAUCUCCAAAACAUUUAAUUAAACAACAAGAUUUCAUGUCUUUCUCAUGUUUAAAAAGGUCUUGGAGGUUUGUAUUAAACCUCACUUUAAACCAGUGAGUUUGUGAGGUAGAAAAAAAAAAGCAAAUAAGGUAUUAUGGAGAAAAAAAAGAAGGUGUUGCUGUAAAGGUUUGUGGAGAGUUUGUUGGCUCCGAAUGAAUUAGUGGUGGGUGCUGAGUCGUGAUGUAUAAAAAUAUUACUCACAAGAGUCCAUGGAGCAUCUGUUUAUGCUUUCAAUCCCCUCCUUGUACGUCUGUAUUGACUGCUGUGGUGGAGUCUUCAUGAGUCACCGUCAUGGUUUUGUAGUCUUUCUGCUGACGCACAACUUUAGACGUGAACUUUAUUUCAAGUCAACUUUUUUUUAUUUCUUUUUACAGCACUGCUUCAACAUGUUUUAGAUAAGCCCUUUUGGUAGCACAUUAGUGUCUUUAUCGGGUGUCUUUGAAUGUGUUCAGAGCUUGGAAUUUCAUAUUAUCAGGCAUUGUUGUUUCAAUAUCUGGUCAUUAAUGACUUUGUGAGAUAGGUAAAUUAAAGUGACAAAAGCAUUGACAGGAAGAUGACGUGCCGCUGUAUUGGUCAAAAAUAACGUUUACCUCUUACAUACACCCCAAAAAAAAAUAAAUAAUAAUUCUCAUGCACCAAAAGAAUUCUCACACUCAUUGGAAAAUCUCUCACAUUUACCCCAAACAUUAACAUACACUGACAAACUUCUUAUUCACACCCCAAACUCUCACCGCCCCCCCCCCCCCCCCCAAAAAAAAAUCAUACUCACUAUCUCACCCCCAGCCAACCCCCCAAAUAAAUCUCACUCACACCAGACAAAAGGUUUUUUGUUCCUUUUAGUAAGAAGGCUUUUGGUGAAUAAGGACAUUUUUGACGUGUGAGUUAUUUGGAAUGUGAGAGAACUUUUUUUUUUUUUUGGGGUGAGUAUGCGUUUUAAAAAUUUUUUUGGGUGUGGGUGAGAUGUUUUAUGGGGGCUACAUGUGACACUUUUUUUGUGAGUUUUCUGGUGUGGGAUAGUUUUUUUUUUUUUAGCUUGUGAGAGGUUCUUUGUAAGUUUUGCAGUGUUUUUCCGUGUGAGUGAGAUGUUUUUAGGGGUAAAUGUGAGACUGUAAGAGAUUAAGUGAAGGAUUUUUUUAGGUAAUUGAGUUUUUCAUGUGAGAGCUUUUGGUGUGUGUGAGAGUUUCUGGGUAUGUGUGAGAUAUUUUUAGAAAAGUGAAAUGUUUUGAGUGAGAGCGUGGAAGUUUUUGUGAGAGAGAGGUUUGUGAUUUUCUUUGUAUAUGAGAUCCUUUUUUGUGAGACCUUUAAUGGUGUGUGUGUGUGAAUGUGUGUGAUUUAUUUAUUUAUUUAUUUUUUGUUUGAGUGUGAGAGGUAAAUGUUAGUUUUGGCCUAUUCGGCACUUGUUACAGAAUAAGUGUUUUUUUGCAUUUUCAACAAAACAAAAUGCAGCACUUUUUGCAGGGACUGUAUCCUGGACGUGAGGAUUGUUGUCUCAUUCACGACAUCUGACCAUGACACAAAACUAUUAGGGAUCGGUGAAUGUGUCUUAAAAGUCAACGGUGCUGUGAGCUUGCGAUGAAAAGUCCCGUUUGUACGCUUCCGUGUCCUCAAAUCAGUGUGCUUUUUAUGUUUUAUAUCGUGUUUAUACAUACUGUAAUUGCAAAUGAGUAUAUUGCCAAGAAAUUGCAAAGCAGUGACUUUACCACUUUGCGAUAAUUCGUCUUCUUCUUUUUUUUUUUUAAAUACAAAUUUGGUAGUGAUGUGCAUGAGCAGAAAACUUUAUUGACGCACCACUUGGAUGCGUAAAUUCUGUGCAUAUGUUUUAUUAUUUAUAUUCUUAUACUUGCAUGACUUUAAGACAAAAAUCUACAGUUUUUUUCUCACGAUUGCAGUCAAAGGGACAAAACUGCACAAAUGACUUUGAGACUUGAAAAGAGAGUAACAUUGUGUUGUGAGGUCAUUAUUGUCUUUCCUGAUCAAAGCUGUUGUCACUGCUUUUAUGUUCUGGUAUAUAUAUUUAAAAAACAAAAAACAAACAACAACAACAAAAAAAUAACGGAUGAUACAAUAAAAGAGUCCUUCGCUGUGUUGUAAAACUGAAAUCUACGUUCCAAGAGUGGCAGAUAAAUAAAAGCC
This is a messenger RNA of Phycodurus eques (leafy seadragon), 4609 nucleotides long. It is a transcript of the gene plcxd3, whose product is annotated as phosphatidylinositol-specific phospholipase C, X domain containing 3. The record is from RefSeq and is a predicted model, not a curated record. Bases 38 to 1006 code for a protein of 322 amino acids. The transcript has 6 exons. Gene Ontology annotation, cellular component: synapse. Gene Ontology annotation, molecular function: phosphoric diester hydrolase activity. NCBI's taxonomy places the organism in Eukaryota, Metazoa, Chordata, Actinopteri, Syngnathiformes, Syngnathidae. Gene Ontology annotation, biological process: lipid metabolic process.